Molecule: messenger RNA, 504 nt
Organism: Lotus japonicus
Lineage: Eukaryota; Viridiplantae; Streptophyta; Magnoliopsida; Fabales; Fabaceae
Exons: 1
Coding region: 1-504 (167 amino acids)
Source: RefSeq, a predicted model, not a curated record
AUGGCAACAAGCGUGGCUUCCGACGCGGUGAAGUGCAGGAUGUUUCCAUCCACGUUUAAGAGCGCGGUGAUGGCUUGGUUUAUGGCUCUGCCAAGAGGAUCUAUAGCGAAGUUCGACGACCUCUCAUCGCAAUACCUUGUUCAGUUCUCUGCAAGCAAGAUCGAGCCGGUAACAAUUGCAGAUCUAUAUGACGUUCGAAAGACGGAACGAGAAACUUUGAAGCAAUAUGUAAAGCGGUACAGUGAUGCGUCCAGGAAGAUCGAGGAGUUAGAGCCUCAGACAUGCGCGCGCGCCUUCAAAAAUAAAUUGUUACCAGGAAAGCUAAACAGCAAGCUGAGUCGGAAGCAGGCGCGCUCGAUGACAGAAGCUCGUGCCCGGGCGGCCUACAUCCUAGAAGAGGAGGACGACGCAUUCAAGAGGAAACGGAUAAGGUCGGAAAAAGAAAAGGAGCCGAAGGAAUGUGUCGCUAGCAGGAAAAUGGACACAAAGGAGGGAGGCAAAUAG